AUGGCAGCUAAAUUAAAAAAAAAAAAAAAAAAAAAAAAAACCUUCAAAGAACAAUGUAUAAAUGGCGAGACACUGCAGGUGAAUAGGGCAUUUUUAGACAGCAAAAAGAAAAAUGAAGCAGUAACAUCUACAACAACAUCUACAUCUCACUCACUGACCACUGAAUCAACAUCUCAACCAACAACACCACCAUCUACACCUCAAUCAACAACACCUGCUCAAACAUCAACAUCUGACUCAACAACAACCAUGGUAAACAUCUACAGUUCCAGCAACAUCAGCAACAACCCUUGCACCAACAUCCACGUCAGCUACAACAACAUCUACAUCUCACUCACCAACCACUGA
Molecule: messenger RNA, 348 nt
Organism: Carassius auratus (goldfish)
Lineage: Eukaryota; Metazoa; Chordata; Actinopteri; Cypriniformes; Cyprinidae
Product: myosin-M heavy chain-like
Exons: 6
Coding region: 1-348 (115 amino acids)
Source: RefSeq, a predicted model, not a curated record